Molecule: messenger RNA, 2411 nt
Organism: Nannospalax galili (Upper Galilee mountains blind mole rat)
Lineage: Eukaryota; Metazoa; Chordata; Mammalia; Rodentia; Spalacidae
Gene: Matn3
Product: matrilin 3
Exons: 8
Coding region: 94-1509 (471 amino acids)
Molecular function (GO): calcium ion binding
Source: RefSeq, a predicted model, not a curated record
GGCAGCCUCUGCUGGUACCCAGGCCGAUGCCUGACCCCGAGAGCUUCGGCCACCUCGCGACCCACAGACCCCGGCAGGUCCGCCGAGCCCAUCAUGUCGCGCCCAGUUCCCACGCGCCACCUCCCGGGACUCCUGCUCCUGCUCUGGCCGUUGCUGUUGCUGCCGCCCCCCACCGCCCCUGGUCCGUUGGCUGGCGCGAGCGUCCAGAGGCUUGGGAUCCGUGGCCCUGGGGGCAGACCUGGGCGCCGCCCCUCUCCCAGCAGUGAUUCCAGCCCAGCCCGCGGCGCAGGUGUUUGUAAGAGCAGGCCUUUGGACUUGGUGUUUAUCAUUGACAGUUCUCGUAGUGUACGGCCAUUAGAAUUCACCAAAGUGAAAACCUUUGUCUCCCGAAUCAUUGAUACUCUGGACAUUGGGGCUGCUGACACGAGGGUGGCUUUGGUGAACUAUGCCAGCACCGUGAAGAUUGAAUUCCAGCUCAACACAUAUUCAGAGAAGCAGGCCCUGAAACAGGCUGUGGCACGGAUCACACCCUUGUCAACAGGCACCAUGUCAGGUCUGGCUAUCCAGACAGCGAUAGAGGAAGCCUUCACUGUGGAGGCGGGAGCUCGGGGACCCACAUCCAGCAUCCCCAAGGUGGCUAUCAUUGUGACAGAUGGGAGGCCCCAGGACCAGGUGGAUGAAGUGGCUGCACAGGCCCGGGCAUCUGGCAUUGAGCUAUACGCUGUGGGUGUGGACCGGGCAGACAUGGAAUCUUUGAAGACGAUGGCCAGCGAGCCCCUGGAGGAGCACGUGUUCUAUGUGGAAACCUAUGGGGUCAUUGAGAGGCUCUCUUCCAGAUUCCAGGAAACCUUCUGUGCUCUGGACCCUUGUGUGUUGGGAACACACCAGUGUCAGCAUGUGUGUAUCAGUGAUGGGGACGGCAGGCACCACUGUGAGUGCAGCCAGGGGUAUACCUUGAAUGCCGACAAGAAAACAUGUUCAGCUAUUGAUAAGUGUGCCCUUGGCACUCAUGGGUGUGAACAGAUAUGUGUGAAUGACAGAACUGACUCUUACCACUGCGAGUGCUAUGAAGGUUACACCUUGAAUGCAGACAGGAAAACCUGUGCAGCUCAGGACAAAUGUGCUUUGGGUACACAUGGUUGCCAGCACAUUUGUGUGAAUGACAGAACUGGGUCCUACCAUUGUGAAUGCUUUGAAGGCUACACUCUGAAUGCAGAUAAGAAAACAUGUUCAGUUCGAAACAAGUGUGCUCUGGGCACUCAUGGUUGCCAGCACAUCUGCGUGAGUGACGGGGCAGCAUCCUACCACUGUGACUGCUUCCCUGGCUACACCUUGAAUGAUGAUAAGAAGACAUGUUCAGACAUUGAAGAAGCACGAAGCCUCAUUUCCACAACGGACACCUGCAGCUGUGAAGCCACACUGGUGUUCCAGGAGAAGGUCAGCUCCCAUCUCCAGAGACUGAACACCAAACUUGAUGACAUUCUGAAGAAGUUGCAAGUACACGAAUAACAAGCACGUAGUGAAAUUGCUCAGAAUCCUCAGCUGGAAAUUCAGAGCGCUAUCCUUAAUACUCCGUCUUUUGUAUACUUUAUCUCCAAUGUUCCUGCUAAUAUUUCAUCAUUAUAGAUGCUUGAAUAUUCUUUGAUAAAUAGUAUGACAAUUUUCUGGAGCAUCAUUAUCAUUUUCCAAGGAAAUAAAUGUGUAGACUUUUAGGAGCAGACUUCAGUAUCUCUAAGUUAUGACUGUGAAAUGACUGACAGAUAUAAGGUGAAAAGUUUAAUGUUUCAUUAUUUACUGAUUGAGCCAUUUAAUUUUCACACAUUUAUAUUAUUAGUAAGAUAAUCAUAUUACUAGUGGAAAUUCUAAAUCUAUUUUCUCUGGGUCAUAUUUAUAAUAUAAACCAGCCUUAUUAUUGAGAAUUAAAAUUUUAUGAAGUAUUUACAUAUAAAAAGUCCAAAUAACCAAAUUGAGAUGAAUGUAUUUAGAAUUGUUUAAUGCUUUUUGUUUUUGCUCAUUUUUGCUGGGGUACCUGUUAUUGAAGGCACAAUCACAGGAUUGCAAUACUUAUUUACCUAAAAAUAAUUGACACAGAUUGACUGUUACAUGCCUUUUUUAAUUCAAUAAUGUCAUAGAAAUGAACAACUGAAGAGUACUAGCUGUGAAUUUAGGGUGCUAACAUUUUUGCCAAGGACAAAAACAUCCUGAAUUUUAUCAUUUUACUUUAGGAUCUAAUUGGUAAAAUUGCCUAUUUAUAAAAUUAAUAUAACAAGAUCUAAUAUCUAAAAAUGUCAGUAAUAAGCCCAACUUCUUUCACUCAAAAUGUACCAAAUAUACAUAUCCUUUUAAAAGUGUAGCUUAUAAUUUUUGGAACAAGAAAGUCGUUUAAAUUGUGCACUAUUUGAUUCUGUUUG